CUUCACUUUACUACAGAGCAGCCUCACAUCAGCUCAUCUGUCCUUUCAUUACUAAACCAGUGCGUCUCUUCAUAUUUGUGGAAUGAAACAUUUGAAUAUUUUUGACAGAAUUUGGUUCUGUUUGUGUAUGUUGGAUCUGAUUGGUGUGUUUGCUGAUUCAGAUGAAGUGAAGUCAGUGUCUGUGAUGGAGGGAGAUUCAGUCUCUCUACAGACUAACACUGAACUAAAAACAAAUGAUGAGAUAAUGUGGACAUUUGGACUUUCAGAGACUCGUAUAGCUGAAAUCAUAAAAAGUUUUGAAAGAUUCUCCACAUAUGAUGUUCUUGAUUGGAAAUUCAGAGACAGACUGAAGCUGGAUCAUCAGACUGGAUCUUUGACCAUCACAAACACCAGAAACACAGACUCUGGACUUUAUGGAGUGGAGAUAAUCAGGAACAGAACAGUGAUAUCAUACAGAUUCAAUGUUAGUGUCUAUGGUGUGUUUGCUAAUUCAGAUGCAGUGAAGUCAGUGUCUGUGAUGGAGGGAGAUUCAAUCAUUCUACAGACUAACACUGAAACACAGACAGAAGAUGAGAUUAUUUGGACAUAUGGACAUCCAGAGACUCGUAUAGCUGACAUCGAUACAAAGCAUAUAAUUUUCUCCACAUUUGAUGUUCUUGAUGGGAAAUUCAGAGACAGGCUGAAGUUGGAUCAUCAGACUGGAUCUCUGACCAUCACAAACACCAGAAACACAGACUCUGGACUUUAUGGAGUGACCAUCAGGAGCAGCAUGAGACAGCUCACAUACAGAUUCAAUCUUAUUGUCUCUGACUCUGUUCGCUGCUGUGAUUCUGCUGAAGCUGUGAUCCGAUUGGUCAUCUCUGCUCUGGUGGGCGUGGCUGCUGCCACUGCGGUUGCUGUUCUGGUUUAUGACAUCAGAUCCAGGAGAGCUGAACAGGAUGUUUGAUCACUGUUUUUUAUAUCUUUCUGUAUUCAUCUUCCCGUAAUACUGAAAUCUGAACUUUGUUUGUUAUUUUGAAUCUUAACCUGAAUCAAAGUUUGAAUCUCAUUAUUAAAGGUAUAGUUCACACAAAAAAA
Molecule: messenger RNA, 1077 nt
Organism: Carassius gibelio (silver crucian carp)
Lineage: Eukaryota; Metazoa; Chordata; Actinopteri; Cypriniformes; Cyprinidae
Exons: 4
Coding region: 83-946 (287 amino acids)
Source: RefSeq, a predicted model, not a curated record